Podarcis lilfordi (Lilford's wall lizard) is the source of this 40248-nucleotide messenger RNA. Lineage: Eukaryota; Metazoa; Chordata; Lepidosauria; Squamata; Lacertidae. The record is from the annotation of a GenBank genome assembly.
GGCGGAGGAGGAGGGUGUGAUCUGGUGGUGCAACCGUCGCUCGCGUCUCUGUGGGGCUUGUUGCUGGCCGGGCCUGCGUUGCCACAGGGCUGGACAGGGCGACACAAAGCCUUUGGCUCCAGCCCUGGGAGAGGGAGAGCGAGCGAGCGAGUGCGCGCCUGGCACGGGCUGCGACUGUGGCUGGCACGGCGAGGAGGGGAGCCGGAGCGCAGCGGGUUAACGGCGCCGCUCCAGCCCCAGCUUCUGCCUCUGGGGAAGGGAAGCAGCAGAAGAAGGGAAGGGGGCGGCGCCUCGCCCGGGAGCGCGGCACACCGCGCCGCAUCUGCCGGGCGCAUCUUGCGGACAAGCUGGCCCUGCUGCGCCCCGGCCCGCACCGCCGGCAUGAGCGCGCCGGGGAAAGCGCGCCGCGAGCGGGGCAGCCUGGCCGAGUACGAGACGCAGGUGAAAGGUAAGACGGGGGGGGGGGAUCCUGGGGAGGCGGCGGCCGAGGGAGGUGCGCGGGCUGCAGUGGGGGAGCCGGGGGCGCGGGCGAGGCUGCGCGGGGAGAAGGGGGCAGCCGGCGACGCCUGCGGGCCGGACAAGGGGCAUCGCUGCGCGGGGAGGGCCGGGGGUGGGGCUGCGGACGCAAGGGCAGGCCAGGGGUGGGGAGGGCAUUGUGUGCCAGGGGAGGCAUUUGCCGGCCGGGGUGGGCAGCUGUCGGGUGGCCGCUGCGCCAACGCAGCGCCGAGGGGCGGGCGUCGGGAGCAGCCAGCCGGACAUCUGCCUGCAGGUGCAAGUGGCGGCGGCGGCGGCAGCGCGCUCUCCUGGCCCCCCUGGGCCUCGCUCGGGGGCGCGGGGGACCAGGGCGCCGUUGCUCAUCCGUCCUCAGCUGCGUGACCGACCUCCAGCCGGCCAGGGGCCUCCCCACCGCCCACACGCCACCCCCUUCGGGUGCUCCCGCGUCAAAUACCAGCCGCGCUGGAUUUCACUGCAGCUGCAUUUAUAUGGCUGCGAGAGGAACGCUGUCUCUGUCUCUCUCUCCCCCCACCCAAACCUAGAGAAAUGUGACCCAGAUUUUGUAGACGGGAGAAUAUUGUUGCUGGUGGUGGCGAGGCGUGACUGCAAACUCGGGUUCUUAGCGGGAGAGACGUGGUCGAGGGGUUGUAGGCAAGAGGUGAGGUUCUGAAGGUGCAGAAAAAAGAAAACGGUGCGCCGUGCCCGCGUGCCGAACUGACAGGAAAAGGACCCGGGCGUCCUCUGCCUCCCUGUAACCUCCCUCGCCUGUAAAACACUAAUUUCCACUUCCCCUGUUAAGACACCCUUGCACAGCAAAGCUGUUGAUUGUAACGCAACAUCCCUUCUUGGGUUCCGGUCGUUCAACUUCCUUUAGGCUGGGUGAGUUGAUCAGCCAGCAACGAUUCUCUCUCUGCCCCAGCGCUCCUCUGCUGCUCACCUCCUCCUCAGGAUCACAGCACCAUUCUGGACCUGCCUAGGCUCACUGCUAUCUUACAACAAACCUCGACUGCCAACUCAAAGCCCUUCUGGGGCUCAAAAUGUUACAAGCACAGGCACCAGCCAUCCUGGCACCAAGGCAGUGGCCCUUGUCCCACUAGCAGGGCUGGUUCAAGGCGUUUUGGGUAUCGGAGCCAGGAAGGCCAAGUGGUCCCAGCACCACACGCAGCAGUUGGCGUGGGGCACAAUUUCGUUGAGAUGCUCUUGUCCUCUUGCAUGUGCCCUGCGAAACGACAGUUCAUCUUAAUGGAUAUUUGCACAGUGCAUUGGAGCCUAGCUGGUCACCUCUGUACAUGCACACCAUAUAUUCCCAGAGUGGCUUAAAAACGAGUCCCUCUUCCCAGGGAGUGCUGGGAACGGCAGCUCUGUGAGGGGAAGAGGGGUCUCCUAGCAACUCUCAGCAGCACCCGUAGCAAACUGCAGUUCCCAAGACGUUUUGCAAGGGGAGAGGAGCCAUGACGGUCAAAGUGGGUUUAAUAGGGCUUUAAAUGCAUGGUGCAGAUGGGGCCUUGUCUCCCUUUCUGCCACUGAAAAAUAUACAAGGCGGAAGGCAGUGGUGGACCUACGCUUCUGGGGCCCUGAAGCUUGAAGUGUCAUGGGGGCCCCUUUGCAACCAGCAACAAGGUCUGGGGAACCGCUGUUCUCUUCUUCAGUGGGGUUGUUCCACGACAGGCCACCACACUUUACAAUAUCUGUGCUACUAACUCUCAAACUUUGGGAUUGUUACAAUAUAUACAACAACAAAAAUUGAUCAAUUUUACACAAAUCAGUGUGCCUCAAAUUAGAUCUACUAGACCCCAAAAUUUUAAGCAAGGUGGACUUAAGUCACUUCUGGGGCCCUUCUGGGAUUAGGGGCCCUGACGCUUAAGCUUCAUUAGUUUCAUAACAGACCUGCCCUGCCUGAAGGAGCUGCUUUGUCUUAUGGCAGCAGCCUCUCCCUGCUACUAGGUCUAAUUUCCUCUUUGAGUACCGCGCCAGACCUCUUGUUACCACUACUCCUAUGCCCCCAAUGCUUUACAAAGCUGGAUACCAUUCCCACGGUUGGUGCCUGCCCCACUCUGCCAUUCUGCAUCUUAGGUGAGCAAGAAUGUUUCAAACUUCAUACUGUAGUAGUAAGGUGCUUUGAGCAAGAGAGAAGCUGAGGUUAAAUAUUCUUGAAAAGCAAACCCCUCUCUCUCCUGCUAACAGAAACUGCCCUGCCAGGAAGCAAAAUGUGGCACAGCUGUGCAGGGCUGGCCCAGGAUGGUUGCUGCCUGAGGCAGAGCAAGAAAUGGCUUAGCCCCCACAACCCACAAGUCAAGCUGCAUAGGACCCAAGUCCAGUUCAGUUAUGUGGCACCUGAGGCAGAACCCCCCCCCCCCCCAGGCAGCAAAAACACAACGCUCAAUAAAUGAAAGAACCAACAACUGCAAACCUUCCUUUCUGCCAGGCAAAUAAAUAGUUCUGCUGCCACCUCAGAUAUUAUGUCAGGUUUUGACUAUUUUGAUUUGACAAACUCACAGGUUUUUACUAAGAUGGUCACUUCAGGGGGCUGUCAUCAUGGAGACGGACACCAAGCAGGGUGUGUGUGUGUGUGUGUGUGUGUGUGUGUGUGUGUGUGGGUGUGUGUGUGUAUGUGAGAGAGAGAGAGAGAGAGGCUGCCCUUUAGCUUCAGGAAGAGAAAAGGCUGAACCAGCCUGUUUUAAAAUGCUGUGAUCUAAAUAUCAGCUGAGGUGGAAGCUGGCAGGUGAACUUUGGUGGAGUUUAUGCCCAACAGACAUUAUUAUUAAUUCCAUACCCUGCCUGUCUGGGUGGGUUGCCCCAACCACGCUGGGUGGCUUCCAUAAUAAAACCAAACAUUAAAACAAAAUUGUUGUUUAUUGUGUAUUUAUUAAGAUGAGUUCUUCCUCAUCCUUCUAUUGCAAUCACAAUAUCCAAAGUGGCUUACAACUUUAUUUUAUUCUUUUUAAAAAUAAGACUACAAAUUUCAAGCAGGGCAAUCAGUGAAACCUCUCCCUCUCUUAAUAAGCCAUGUUUUUAUGAAUGAGAGAGCAAAUAUUGUUUACCUGCGCUGAUGCUGUGGGAUACGGUGGGCUAUAAAUCUGACUGCAGGCCCUUGAACUUCUGACCUCUGCACUUGUCAGUGCAAUCACACACCCCCUUUCCCCCUCCCCUCCUCCGCCACCACCAGGGCCGACUGGUACAGAUGCCUCCAAGAGGGGCUCAAAACGCCUUCCGAUCUUGUCUUUGGUACCAAGCCUCCAGCACCUCCACCUCUACACCAUGUUCUCAUGCAAGUAUUAAGCCAUAUACAGUGGGGGUUGGACCUAGAUCCCCCUAAUUCCCCUCUCUGUCUCUCUGUCUCUCUCUCCAGCCAACUCAUUCCCCUUUCCCCAUUUUCCCAACUGAGCUUUCUCUCUUCCCUCUUGCUCAUUGGGUUGAGUUCAGCUUCCAAGUUGUCAGUUCUGAUUUUUCAGAGGCUUUUGUGAAGAGGGUUGGGGGAAGGGCUGUGGACCAUUUCUCCAUCCCCUCGCUGCUUUGCCUUGGCUUCUGCUGAUAAAACUGGCAAACGAAGGGGUCUCUCUGUGCCCUUGCUUCCUUCUGCUAACCCAGCAGACUCCUAGCUGCCUUGGCCCUGCAGGGCUGCGAGCUUGAACUCUUGCAUCCUGAAGAGAGGAUUGGGGGAGGUUCAGCCAACCCUCUUCCUUUUGUUCACUUUUGCUGUUUUAUUCUUGUUUUGCUGCUUCCUCUACUUCAUUGCGGCCCCUUUUCUCUGUCCAGGCUAUGAAAUAUGCCAUGGGAAGAACAUAAAUGGGAAUUAAGUAAAAUCAAAAUUCUGCACAAUGGCAACCCAAAUCCUUCAUCAACAAAAGCUGAAUCAUGUAUAUAUAGCACCUGGGAUGGCUCAGUGGGUAGAGCAUGAGACUCUUAAUCUCAGGGUCCUGGGUUUGAGCCCCACAGUGGGCAGAAGAUUCCUGCAUUGCAGGGGGUUGGAUGAGAUGACCCACAUGGUCCCUUCCAACUCUACAAUUCUAUGAUUCCAUGUCACCCGGAUAGAUUAUGGAAAUUGAGAAAUUAUGCUGCAUUACUCUUGUACUGCUGAAUCCUGCAGUUUUAUACUGUAUAUAAAAACAUUUUAUGUAAAUCUACCCUUGUUUUGGUAAUCAUGUGGAAAAGUGAGAAUGAUGCAUCUCACUUACUUCCUGACCCCUAGAAAUAUUAUUCAGCCCACACUUUCAGGCACAACUUCACAUUUGUGAGGAUUAGAAACUUGCUUUAAAAAAGCAGCAGGUCAGAUUCCCAGGAAGCUUAAUUGCCCCCUGAUACCACAAUCUGCAUUGUUCCUGCUCUCAUGCAGAACUGCAUCACUUACCCAGUCCCGUUUACAGCACAAACUCUAGGGUAGUUCAUGAUUUCCCAGGUGUGGGCACAGGUGUAUGAAUAUGGCUGUCCAGAACCAAGGGGAGCCAUGUUUUGUAAAGGAACAACUUUCUAUGCAGAUGAAGCCUUAGGCUGCUAUCUUACUGAGAUGAUGUCAGCAAAACUUACUUGCCCACAAAAGUUUUUACUAGCCUGUUUGAUCUCAUAUACCUGGUUAGCCAUCUGCAUCUGAAGUGGAGUGGGGUAUGUCUUCUAAACUAUGAAAGCUUCUCUGCCAAGUCACCUGGAGCAAAUUCUUACAAGCUGCAGGCAACUAGUAACAUGGUUAUUUACAAGCCUGCUGCCCCUGAGUAAAUCAGUCUGUUUCUUAGACCAGCCUUCUCCCACCCACCCUCCAGAUAUUUUGGACUACAAUUCCCAUCAGCCCCAGUCAGCAAAGCCAACAAUCUGGGCUGAUGCGAUUUGUGGUCAAAAACACGUAGAGGGCACCAGGGUGGGGAAGCUGCCUUGGACAAAAUUACCAAGGCCUGUAGUGCACCCAGCUUGGAUGAUCAGCAAUUUGCCCAUUAUCCAGCAUGGCUGGAGCACCUGCAAACCCUUUGUGUGAGAUGCCUGCUGUCUAACACUUGAUGAAUCAAACCAGUCAUAGCUGUACUGUUUGUCUCAGAGCAUCACUUCUUAGGCCCUGCAGUCUUUCAAUACAGUGGUACCUCAGGUUACAGACGCCGCUAACCCAGAAAUAGUACCUUGGGUUAAGAACUUUGCUUCAGGAUGAGAACAGAAAUCGUGCUCUGGCGGCGCAGCGGCAGCAGGAGGCCCCAUUAGCUAAAGUGGUGCUUCAGCAGGUUAAGAACAGUUUCAGGUUAAGAACGGACCUCCGGAAUGAAUUAAGUACUUAACCCGAGGUACCACUGUAUUAACUUUCUGCAAGCAUGGUGGUUCUUGAGUCUGUUUGCAGCCGGUGAUCAAUGCCAAAGUACAAAACACAUGCAUGCUGUGACAUUUUUUGAGUGGUACACACUUGCCUGUAUAAAUUGAACCAUUUCUGUUCCCAAUGAAUACAAAUGGCCAUGGAGAAAUGAUUGGAUUCCCUUGAUUGGAUUUUCCCUUGGAUUUUAAUGCCAUGAUUCAUAUGCAUGUGUGGCUUUCCUAUUUGUGUUUUAAUGUCUGGAUACAUGGGAGUUGCUCUCAGCUGAGCCAGUACAGUAGCGUUAUGCAUGUUCAUAUACCUUGGUGGAUAUAUGUAUAUGCUCAAAGCGAUGAUUUUUGCUUGGCUUUGCAUUUCUGGAUACACCAGUGCUGCUACAGCUGUUUUACAUGUGUUUAUCACACAUUUUUGUCUUUCUGUUUGCUGUUGUUUGGUUGGCGUUUAUGGUUCCUCCUUUGUAUGUGUCAAGUUUGAGUGUGUGGAUCAACAUUUAAUGUCCUGCCAGGUAUUCUAGAAUGCAGUGACUGUCUGACCUGUUGCUAGAUGGUUAUUUUAAAAAAUACUUGGUAUGUGGAAAAUGCAAAUACAAUGAUAAGGGGUUCCCUAUCUAUUUUUGUAGGUACUGUAUACUUUAAUUGUUCUUUUAAAACUUCCACCCCCCAAAUUAGCUUUCCAUAUGAUGCUUUUACCGAAGGUGGUUCUGCCAUGAGGUUAGUGAGGUUUUUGUGAGAGAAUUUGCCUGAAACAAAGCAGUAAAUCACACACAGAGAGAUGCGCGUCAUGAUGCAGAGUUGAUAUAGUUUGGUCUGUAGAAGCAUAUUUUUUAGACCAAUGAAAAGUGAGCAUGAGGUGUUCCCAAGCUGUCCAUACACUCAGAUAAACAAUCAGAGCCUUGGAAAGGAUCAGGCACAAUGAAAUUGUGUAUGGGAGGGUUACAACAUCAUCUAUAAAACCGAGGAGUGUGUACACAGAAGUCAGAAAACUUAAAUAAGCAUACAGGUUUUAAAGAGCUGUUUAAAUGCCAUUACUGUCUCUGCUUCUUGAAUUACCUGAAGGAGGGCAUUCCAGAGGGUGGUAGCUACCACUUUUAUCCUAACAAAGGCCCAAUACUUUUUUGUGUAAAAAAUUGAGUGGGUUUUUCUGUCAGUUUAAUGAAAUUUAUUAGAGAAAUUUAUUAUAUCAAAUAUACCAGUACAGAGCAGUUCUAUACAGUACAUCAACUACACCUGGGGUGGACAAGAGAUUUGCUCCUGUGGCUACGCUGGUGGAACAACUGUCAUGUCCUAUCUUCCCUUUGUCGGGGGUGGGGAUGGCACAAUCAGAAAUCAGAAAACAUGAAAGCCGUGUAAAAAUGGCAGAUCUGGUUCUCAGCAUCCUUGGAAACAUGACCAUAGCCCACCAAUCAGGGAAUGUGCUGGAGAUGAUGCCCAUGCGUCACCCAUAUGUGGAGGGAGCCAAUUCAUUCAAUACUGGGACAGUGAGAGUUUCUUCCCCUUGUAAAUAGCAGGCAUAGUGUUGGGGUGAGCAGUUCCAGUCAGGACUGUGGCAAGGGCCCCUCCCCAUGCUGUGGCCCUGAUUCUGCUCCCCCACCCCCAGAGUGUGGUUAGGGAAUUUUAGAUUCUAGACAUAAUGUUGCAUUAGAUGGUAAUGUGUAUUACUUCACUGUCUUAAAAUAGGUAAGCCAGCUCUGCUGUGUUCAGGGGGCUGUUCUGCUCAGUGGGGCCCUGGAUGUCUGUCCUCAAUCCUGUCCUGAUGGCACCAAACUGCCCCCCACAACCUGCUGUUAGUUAAAGUAUUAUGAACUACAUAAUGCCCAACUGUCCCGUUUUAUGCAGGACAUCCCAGAUUGACAGAAGCCUCCCCAGCCUCUGAUCCCAAUCCCAGAUGUCCCAUUUUGGCCAGAGCACAGGACCAAAAGAUGGGCUUUUUUCUGUCCCACCCUGUGGCAUGAGUCAGUUGGCCCACACCAGAGUGUGGAAGAAAAUAAGGGAAGCAAUACCUACCUUGGCCCCGGGCAUUACUGCUCUUCCUCCUCCUUCCAUCACAGCACUUCUGGAAGCUGAUUUCUGGAAGUAUGUCUGUGGCGCUGGUGGAGGAGGCGGAGGCCAUGGACAAAGGUACAGUGGUACCUCGGGUUACAUAUGCUUCAGGUUAUAUACGCUUCAGGUUACAGACUCUGCUAACCCAGAAAUAUUACCUCGGGUUAAGAACUUUGCUUCAGGAUGAGAACAGAAAUCGUGCUCCGGCGGCGCGGCGGCAGCGGGAGGCCCCAUUAGCUAAAGUGGUGCUUCAGGUUAAGAACAGUUUCAGGUUAAGAACGGACCUCUGGAACGAAUUAAGUACUUAACCCGAUGUACCACUGUACAGUGGAGGAGGAUGGGUGGGCGGUGACAGCAAGCAAGGGAGGCGACAAGUAGGUGAGUGAUGGAGGUAUCGAGAGGGUGGCGAGGUGCUCCCAUUUGCCCUCAAUGGCAAACUAUAGUCAUGACUAAUGUCAUGCUUAGUCUGAUCUUAGUUUAACACAGUGGUGUCUAAUUUCUUGCCUGCAAGGAGCCCAUUCCUUGCCUGCCAAGGAAUCUCAUUGUGUUGAAAAGAUUUUUCCAGACACGUUCAAUGGUGCAUUUUCAGAUCACGAAGGGAGCCCCUGAAGUUUUGUGGCCUCACAUGGGCACAGAAUGCUCAGUGCUCUUCUUUCCUGUGUCCAUGUGCUGCAGAGAAAUUACUAGUGCUAAUGGCAUGCAAGAUUGUCCAUCAUUACUGGUCCAUCAUUACUGCUCCUUCCCCUGCUCUCCUGGGAUUAAUAUGAACCAGGGAUCAGCCCCUGAACAUGUAUGAAAUAAUAGUAGAGUAUGUAGACGUCCGUAUAGUUAAAGCCAUGGUUUUCCCAGUAGUGAUGUAUGGAAGUGAGAGCUGGACCAUAAAAAAGGCUGAUCGCCGAAGAAUUGAUGCUUUUGAAUUAUAGUGCUGGAGGAGACUCUUGAGAGUCCCAUGGACAGCAAGAAGAUCAAACAUAUCCAUUCUUAAGGAAAUCGGCCCUGAGUUCUCACUGGAAGGACAGAUCGUGAAGCUGAGGCUCCAGUACUUUGGCCAUCUCAUGAGAAGAGAAGACUUCCUGGAAAAGACCCUGAUGUUGGGAAAGAUGGAGGGCACAAGAAGAAGGGGAUGACAGAGGACGAGAUGGUUGGACAGUGUUCUCGAAGCUACAAACAUGAGUCUGACCAAACUGCGGGAGGCAGUGGAAGACAGGAGUGCCUGGCGUGCUCUGGUCCAGGGGGUCACGAAGAGUCGGACACGACUAAACGACUAAACAACAACACUGUAGAAGUAUGUUCAUAAUGCAUUUUCCUGGUCACUAAGUAACAUAAAAUCCCUGCAUAUGAACUUGGAAUUAUGAGAAUAGCACUCUUAAUCGGUAACAUCAACCCGGUAAUUAAUUGUUGCCUCGUUUUCUAUUCUCUCCCCUCCCCCACAAAAAAGUUUGCCUUCUCUUUAAUCCUUCUGCUGGCAAAAGUUUUAAAACUAGUAGUAACAUUUCAUUUUUUAUAUUGAUGCUAUCUCUAAAAAUGUAGGUGCCGUCAAGAGAGCUAACAUUGUUUUGAAGACGCAAAUCGUUAGGAGCUGAACGUGUUUGCAGCUGACUUUCUUUGCACAUCAUCACUGGGUGUAGUAGCGGAACGGUUUUGGUGUAUGUUUAGCUUAAAUUUGCCAACAUACACUGAGGUGUUAGAGAACUUUCCUAUCUGGUCUGUUUCAUUAUUUAACUUUCCAACCAAGCUGGCACUUUGGGUAGAGUUAGGAAAGUGAGGGUAUGAAUAUGUGCCUCUGUUUGGAGAGUUGAGUGCCUAUGUGAGCGUGGGCGAGAGAGGGAGAAUAUGAGUGUGAAAGCAUGCACACAUGUCCUCAGGCCAAAUAAAACUGGCAGGGUUCCUCACCUGCACAUCUAGGGAUAUAUGCUUCCUCAUGUGAGGUGUGAGCGCUCUUGCGUGGACCUUUUCCCAACCUUGGGUUUUGUACGUGUUCAUUUGAGCAAGGAGGGGAACUUCUGAUCUGUUCCAGGCCUAAGUCAUUAGGAGUCACUCAUACCAGAUAUUAUGCAGAUGAGAAGCAAAUCUCGUUUGCUCUGUUACACUCGGCAGGCAGGUGCAGCAAACCGUGGUGUUUCUAUCUUAAUCUGAGACGUGAUUUUCUAAAAAUAUGUAUGUUAGGUUCAUCGAUACAUGUUUAAUAGUUUCAUAGCAACCUAAACAAAACUUGGUGCUAAAAUUAUAAUCAUAGUAAAAAUAUAUAGGGUUGCCAUAUUUUGAAGAGCAAAACAGAGGCCACAUUUGCCAUCUUCUACUUAAUCCAUAAUUCAGUUACGCAUAUACAGCUUAGAACUGCUUAUAAUCAGAUUCUAAACACAUUGGUCACAAUUCGGCAUCUCAGAAUCAGAACAGGGCUCUGGAAUAAGCUAAUACAUAUUAUUAUUAUCAUUAUUAUUAUUUAUAUCCUGCCUUUAUCCUAGUUCAGGACUCCAAGCAGCUUACACAGAUAAAACAGCACAAGCUAAAAGAAAGCUCAUGCCAUAAUUAAAGUGUUAGUCUUCAAGAUGCUGUAAAAUCAUAAUCACCCACGUGUCAUUAAUAUAACUGCUACAAACGGUGAAUAAUUGUUUUAUUAAUCCCAUGUGGGUAAUUUUGAUUUUUUGAGUGAAAUAAAUAUGAAAAAUCAUAUUUAAAUUUGUUAAAUUGUAAUGAUUUUCAGCCCAAAGUUACUGUUAACAAAUUUCACUAAUGUGAUUUUGUGAAAUUUCGGUGUUUAUUGGAGCCUCAAUUUAAUUAGAUUGAAAUCACCUCCAUAAAACAAGUUAUUUCUAACUUUUCUUAUUUAAUUCUAAUACUGAAUCUGUGGUUCUAAUUUAAAUAGCAAUCAAUAGCAAUAAAUAACAAUAUGGGGGAGGCUUACAAAAUGUGGUUCACACUGGGCAUAAUUAUGUUUACUUACAGCAUGGUUUCCUAUUCACUUUCCAAACUGCAAUAAAUCUGAUUCUUUUAGAAAGUCAUGCUAGAGUAACAGAGUGCUUUGACCCAUUUGAACUGUGAAAGCGUAAAGUUCCAGGAGGCUUGAAUCCUUUCCACAAACCAGCGGCAGUCUGGAUGUGCCCAAAGAGCGUUUGAGAACCCUGUAUCCUAGAGCAGUUCAGAUGCUGAUAGCUUUGCUCCUCUCUUUCAGAAAUGCGCUGGCAGAUGGGGGAGCAAGUCCGAGGUCUGGACUCCCAGGCUGAGAGUCGGCAGCAGUUGCUCCAAGAUGUGGCCGACUUCUUGCGCCGGAAGGCGGAGGUGGAGCAAGAGUAUUCCCGGGGAUUGGAGAAACUGUCAGAGCGCUUCUCGGCUAAGAUUCGUGGUUCCAAGGAACACCAGAACUUCAGGUGGAGACGGGUAUAUGCUGGCAGAGGAGGUCCCAGGACAAUGAUGGUGGGGGAAUUGCAGAGGUGGUUGGGGGGCAGGAGCUGAGGACAGGACUACUGGAAUACUAAGUUCUGAGAACUGAAGUUAUUAUAACCUUCCUUUGAGAAGACAUGAGGCAUUCUGCACUGACAACACAUCAAGGAAUGCCUGAAUUAGCCUUUGUCUGAGUGAUUGUUUUAUCAUUUAAAAAUGUGUUCUUAAAACUUUCUGGUGGGGGUGAGCAAUGGAGGAAGAUACUGGCAAAUGCGCAGCUUAUUUUCACUUCAGUUUCUUAAGCUAAUUGUAUAGGUGUUCCAGCUUAGGUCUUAAUAUUUGGGUUCUUAAACAAGGUGGCACUUUUUGUCAGUUUCUCAGCCUUCUAUAAAUCUCACCUCUCAGGCUCCUCUAGCAGUGUAACAGGCCCAGGAGGUCAUCACAUCCCUUCCAACUGGUUUGGGAUUUUCCUCUUUCUAGAAGACCUCUAGCCUUCUUACUGGAUGGAGACCCAAGUAGAGUGUUCCCUCAUACCUUUUCUUCUCCUGUCCCCAGUUCAGCUUCCUAGUUUUUCUCUUGUCUUGUCUGUCACUCAUUGUCUUUUGAUCUUCCUUCUCUGGAUAUUGAUGUUUUCCUCAGAGUGGAUCUUACACAGUUCAGGAGCUAAACUCCUAACCAGCUGAAUGCCAAGAAUGGCAUCUCUCCAUUCUCCGCUGGGACUCUGCCCCCCCCCCCCACAGCUAGCUGUACCUGCAGCCAACCAGAGAGAGGCUCCAGACAGCAUUUUGGUGGAAUUCUGAGGCAUUGCAUCACCAAACUCUGGUCUGGCUGAGUUUCCCGUCACAUCAUCAUAUGAAACACCGUUUCUGUUCCACUGCAGUUCAGUUUCUGCAAAAACCUACAAUAUUCUUCUCACUGCAGAAUUAACUGACAUAAUUAAUUACAUAAAUUACACAAAUUAUGUAAAUUACAUUGUUGUUAUGUUAUUCUACCCCGUUUGUUACAAUGCAAAAGAAAUGCAGUGCAAAUGGGGGGGGGGAUAAUGUAAUCAAUUACAAAUCAUUUGCACACUGAAGGCAACAACAGCAUUUCUGUUUUUGUUGGAAUUCCCUGACAUCCUUAUUUUUUAUAUAGCCAUAUUUACAACAAAGAACCAAAAGAUCACAUUCAUCAUGAUACUUCCAGGUUACCCCAUUACUGUGCUGAUGCAUAAUUGGUCCCAUGGCACCACAGCAACAUCAUCCCCACCCUUUGAGAGAGAACUCGGAUCCUGCGUAGUUAACAAGCAGCUCCUGCAGAGCAGAUGGCCAAAUCUUUUCACUCUGAUGAGGCAACAGAAAGUGGAACAGGAACUCAGCGUUUGGCAUUCUGUGAAAAGUUAUACUUGUUAACUUCACAUGGUAUAUGGUGGGAGUGAGACGAAUUACACUAUAAACAUAUAUUAGUUUUACACUUGUUAGACCACUAUGGCUGCCGCCAGUGAAUCCUGGAAAUUGUAGUUUAGGAAGGGUGCUGAUAAUUCUGUUACUGAUUUGCAAGUGCCCUGGAUUUUGGGACUGACAGCCAAACCAGUUUUUAGCCUGUGGUGUAGGUAUGUCUGAGGAGCAGCUGUCACCAGUGAAUUGUGUGACAUUGUGUGUGCCUCUCCUUAUCAGACUUGGAACUUGAACUACAAGUUCAUAAGGCACAGCAAAGCUGUAGGAUACAUGGCUGGCCAUAAACUGCAGUUCCAACAAUUGACACAUGACCUGUGCUUUCUUUUUGAAGAGCAGGGCAGGCUUGACUUGAGACUAGCCAAGCAAGGGGCAUUGCUUUGAGUAGGCUGAGCACAGUGUGUCUGUUCACACUGGCACAGUCACCUCUGCAUCUUCAGAAACUGCUCACUGUCAGAGCUAUCCCCAGGUGCCUCCCCUAAGGAGGAAGGCUCUUGUCUUUAUUGACAGUGAGUGGUGUCAGAGACAGGGCCAAAGCCUUGCAAGGUAAUGCUUGGGGUAUCUGAUGGCACUGGGGAGGACUGUUGUUCUGGCAAUACACUUGGUUCUUCCCUCAGGUCUACACCACUGGGACCCUCUUCAGGGUCCAAGUCCUCCUGUGAGUUUUGACCAUGGCCUCCUAGCCUGUUGGGCUCCUUCCAGGAUCAGAGACCUCCAGCUUCCCAAGCUCCUCCUACACUUCCUCCUCAUUGACCAGUCCAUCAGGAUGUUUGCAUGAAGCUCAAGAGUGAAAUGUGUGCUCGGGGGUGAAUCAAGUAGUGAUCAGUGGUGACAAAAUGAAUAGUGAUAAUCCAUUAAAAAUAUUAUUGGAAAUACCCUGCUAGGACAACAGGAGACCAUUAUGUAACUUACAGUUUACAGAGUGUCGUCACUGCACAUGAAAGCAGCUAUUUAUUUAAAACAUUUGUAUCCAAUAAGGCUUUCAUAAAUAUUUUUAAAGCAAAAGACCAUGCAAAGACAAUCAAAGGGUGGAUGGGCCUGUCAAUCUGGGAGGGUAGCCCAUCUAGGAGAAGGAAAACGCUGAUCAUAAACCUCUACUGCCUUGCAGGAUAUCUUUGGGAGAAGAAAAGGCUAAGGAGUAAAACCUACACAGAUCUGGAGUAGAGGCCCUAAGAUGGUUGGAUGGUGCCUUGUACACCUCCUUCCGACAACUCCUGCAGCCAAGCUUCUGCCAAAUGUAUUGCUCUGCUUUCCUUUGGACCAUGUCAGCAAGGCCAAGAGGGGAGUCUUGACAUCUGGUCAGUUCAGGACCUCCAUGCACACUGCCCAGGCUUGUGCCCCGGGGAGGUCACUUUGGUGCUGCUAACACAGUGGUUUGAUUUCACCCCUGGAGGCACACUCCAUUGUCUCUUGAGGCAGACGGAUGCCAACAAGUGAAAAAGGAGACAUAAGUAAAAGAUAGGUCACUGCCCUGGAGAGUUUACAACAGGGAUGGGAGAGCCCAUGGCCCUCCACUUGUUGCUGGACUCCAUCCUCCAUCAUCUCUGACCAUCAUCUACAUCCCUGAAGGGUCACACAAGUUCCCCAUCCCUGGCUUACAGUUCAAAUUUAGAUAGUGGUGGAACAAAACAAAAUAAAAAGAAUCAGAGGCUUAGGAGAGACCAGGAGAAGGCACAAUAGAGGUGGGUAGUUCAUCUAGUCAAAGAUUAAAAAGCAUCUCUGCUUUUUCCCUGCAGGAAGGACCAAAAUCUCCCAUCCCCUCUGAAUUGUUGGUAUACGAUUCUCAACCAGACGCGGCAGGCAAGCCGGGAUCACGGAGCACUGAGUGAAAUCUACACAGGCCACUUGGCACUGCGGUUGGUGCACAUCAGUGAAGAUGUUGGGAGGCUGGCUCGGAAGGUAGGUAGUCUGGAUGAUAGAAGGGCAGGUUCCUGAUAAGGAAAGAAAAAAUGAGCUGUUUCCCAGGAUGCCAGGCCUAAAAUAAUGUGCCAUGUGGUGGCAGCUGCUGGGAAUUUAGCCCCUGCUGAAGCCACACUUUGUCCUCAGCCAGCUAUUUUGUUUGCUUUAAAACGGAAAUGUCUUAGAAGAAAGCCUCUCUUUGGGUCUUCAGCAUCUAUGCCACUACAUGCUCCCCAAUUACUUCCAGGUUAAUUUCAGAAGUAGUUGGGAACCAUUUUUGUUUGCUAGGCGACUGUGGCAAACACCUCCCUUAUUCAGCCCCUAAGCUGGGAAAACAGCAGCUGGGGAUCUCAAACAUGGAUGUAGAAGCAAAGAGCCAAUAAAAGGGGGGGGGGGGCAGGGUGUACUUAUGGAGGAAGGGGCGUAGUGUCACGGUUGCCCACCAUACCUUCUGGGCCUAGUAUGUUGUUUGUAUUUAGGCUCUUCUCAAGUUGAGUGUGUGUGUAAACUCUGACUACUGGACAGUCACUUGACUUUGGAUAUCACUGUCACAUAGUGGAAACUAUGGUUUACCACUGAUCUUAUCUGGACCUGCAUCUUAAAAAUAUGCACCAAGGUAGCCCAUGCGCUCAGCAAUGAAAAGCUGAAUUCUGUAAUUUUGGUCAAUUAUGGUAAUGUAUACACUGAAGUCCUGCCCUUUGACUGCGGGAUUGCCUGCUUAGAAAGACUCACACAGCUGAUAUUUAUUAAGCCUUAGUCACACAACUGCAAACUUAUUUCACAGCUAUAAGGAUUAGAAACUUGUUUUUAUUAAACAUAAAAUCUGAGAUUCUAAGCAUGCUGCAGUCCCAAAUUCCAUGUUUUUUCCUGUGCUUGUCCAGAAUCUCAAGACACACAUAGAAUACAUUGUGUUGACAUGCUCACCUUUAUAUUCCCUGAUCAGAGCAAAGAGAUGGAGCAGCAGAUGCAGGACGAGCUACUGAAGGCCAUUUCAGAGUUGCAGAUGGUGAGUGUCAAGCAAGAUCUCCCACCGGUGACCACUACCCUUCUGGGCUCUUGCAGUACAGGACCAGUGAUGGCGGUUCUUGCAGCAAUGGGCCUAGAAAGACUUUUGUUUGUGGUUGUCUUUGUAUUUGCUAGAAGUGCAUUUGAGUUUGGAGGGCAAAAUCCCCAUCUCUCUUCUAGGGAUAUUUGGUGGAUAUUGCAGUUUUUUUAAAGCAGUGAAAUGAAAUCUGCCUUGUGUUGAUGUUGUUGAGGCCAGGCUGUGACCACGGAUAGCUUUAUCCAAAUCUGGAGGGGGAAUGUGCAUGCUCAGACCCAGGGUCCCCAAGAUCAGGACUGUUCCUAACAGAAUAGUUAUCAGUAUGAGGAGUUUUGAUUGGCCUACUACUAUUAUUUGGAUGACAGUUUACUUCCAUUUCGUUGAUAUAUUUUGCCUUUUAAAUUUUCUGUUUUCUCUCCUGACGUUUUGAACUACUUAGAGUUUGGUUUGCUAUGGAAAAUCAGCGUACAAAUAAGUUAACGAUGCUGGUGCUCCGCUGACCAGGCUUCAAAGCCCGAGUGAGCGCACUCUCACAGGUAGCUCAACGGGGCAAUCCUAGCCUGCAGACUGUAAUGGGGUUCCUGAUACAAACCACGUCACGUGGCUUCGAAAAUGGUCAGGCUAAUGGUCUUUUGUACUUGGGUGAGAAGGCAGCCCCACCUUGAUUACCAUUUCAACAAUAUGGUGUGGUUACAUGAGCGUUGCAGGCAACUACAGUGGUGCCUCGCAAGACGAAAUUAAUCCGUUCCGCAAGAGUCUUCGUCUAGCGGUUUUUUCGUCUUGCGAAGCAAGCCCAUUGACGGAUUAGCGCUAUUAGCGCUAUCAGCUGUUUAGCGGCUAUUAAAGGCUUAAAGGCUUAGGGGAUUAGCUGCUAAAAGGCUAUUAAAGGCUAUUAAAGGCUUAGCAGAUUAGAUAAAGGGGAAAAGCGAAAAAAAUCUCAAGACUCGCAAGACAUUUUCGUCUUGCGAAGCAAGCCCAUAGGGGAAUUCGUCCUGCGAAGCAACUUCAAAACGGAAAACCCUUUCGUCUAGCGGUUUUUCCGUCUUGCGAGGCAUUCGUCUUGCGGGGCACCACUGUAUUAUAUUAUUUAUGACUAUUUAUAUAAUAGUCAUUAGGGACAAGCAUUGUUGUCCCGCAGAGAGGUCUUUCCUAGUGUAGCCUUAUGAGGCUUUGCCCUCGGGUGGGAAAAAUAUUGCGCCCGGGAAAGGGAAGUGGGAGUCAACAGACACUCAAGGAAUAGUUUCGGAGAAAAAGCUUUUAUUUCUACCAUCCAUGAACUGGUAGAAGGAGCAAGUGUGAUAGUUCACAAAAAGCAUGCACGGGUUCACAGUCAUUUGCACAGAGUAUAUAUUCCCCUUCCAGUUCCCUCCCCUUUCUCCUCCCUCAGGAGUCCUGCCCAUGAGUUCCUCUGAGCAUGAACAGAAAGCUGUCUAUUCAUUAGCUUUUUGAAGCCUUCUCGUAAUGGUUUUGCCCUUGCCACAGCAUCUUGUGAGAAAAGCAGAGAAGAGCAGAGAAAAGCUGUUUUGGAUUUUUAGAAGAGAAAAGGAAUUUUGGACAGUUUUGAGGCCUGGUUGGGGGGGUGACUUCGGGCCUAGGUGGGGUCACCUGUCCUCACCUCCUUCACUAGCAUAGCUGUCAACUUUCCCCCUUUUUUAAGGGAAAUUCCCUUAUUCCGAAUAGGAUUCCUCGCAAGAAAAGGGAAAAGUUGACAGCUAUGCUUUCCUAGUCCUGCUCCCAAGAUCCUUUCACCUGGGGCUGUCGGGGCUUUAUCGCUGAGCCCUGAGAGUGCAAGGCCUAGGCUCUGCCACGGAGCUCAGGCCCCUUCACAUGAACAGUCCGGCUCCUCCAUAGCGGCAGCCACCUCAGGCCACGGAUUUUUCAGUGCUGCUAACAUUGCAGAAGAAGGCAGUGUGGUAGGCAGGUGACAUUGAAUUCAGCUAGACAAGGCCACUUGGGGGAUAUGCAGUGAGGACCUUCUCUGCCCCUGGUCUGUGUCUGCUCCAAAGACUCUUGGCCCUGGUCUGUGGCUGCACAGGGGGCUGGAAGGCAGUUGGGGGCCUGCUUGGCGUGGCAAGACCUGGGUCUCCUGGCUGGCCAUUCCUGCUGAGCCUGGGCCAGCUGCGAGCCAGUCUGCUUUGGAUGUCCACUGUGUCCCUGCAGGCCAUGAAGUCUUAUCAGACGUACCGCAUGGACUGCCUGAAUGCAGAGGCGAAGCUGCGUGAGGCUGAGCGGCAAGAGGAGAAGCGUGGUGGCGGGAGGCAUUCUGACCCGGGGGGGUCCCCCGGUGGGGCAGGGCUGGAUAAGGCCCCCCGUCGCACCUCCCUCAAGAAAGUGGAGCGGCUGCUGGAAAAGGUAGGGGAGGGGGCCUCAUGGAGGUGGGUGCCUUUCUCGAAAUAUUCCAGAAGGUUCUUGGGGUAACAGUUGGCUUUUAAUAAUGAGGGCUACAGAUCCAUGCACACUUACUUUAGAGUAAGCCCAUUAAUGUUGCAGAAGUUAAUAAAUGUGCAUAGGAUUGCUCAUGUAGGCCAGUCUGUUUAUUAAAUAGUUUAACUUCAUUGUCUGCCUUUUAAACAGAUUGAAAAUCUAAUCUAAUGUGUCCUUUUGAGAUAUUGAGGGACUGUUAGGGACACCCGUUGCCUCAGCUUCCCUUUGUCAACAGAGGUCUAGAUCCCAGUGCUUCUCCUAUUUUCCACGGUCACCAAUCCACUCUGAAAUUUCCUGGUAGCUCGUGGUGGAGAAGACUUUGGUGUCAGAUGAUGCCAGAGACAGGAUGAGCUUUAAAUUAAGACUGCUGGCACAUUAAAAGGGGUUUUUAUGUUUUUAUUAUUUUUAUUUGAAAGCCACCUUGAGUCCUGCCAGGGGAAAAGGCAGGGUAUAAAAUAAAUAAAUUAGUUUAAAUAAUAAUAAUAAAGAUCUAUAGCACUGCCACAAGUAACUUACAUCUCAUGCAAUGGUUGGUCCUAGGUGUCCACAUGUAAAAGCAAAAGUGCGUAAAGCCAGGAACCCCUGGAACCGGCCCCAUCCUUCCUCUCCAGCUCUUUCAAGGUGCCUCAGAAGAGCAGGGGGUGGGUGGUAGCUGAUCUUCAUUCUGUUUCACAGGCACAGCAGAAAGUGUGGAGCAAGUCUUCACCCUUUGCGGACUCCUGCUCAUUAGUCCUCACGUCAGUCAGUGAGCUCCGGGCCACAGGCCACUUCUCCGCGGGGGCUGGCUGAUUUAGCUGCUUCGGCCCCACGCCUGCUCUGCGACCUCAUGCUCCUUGGCACAGACUGGCUGAGGCCAUCUCCCAAGGCUGUUUUUAUACAAAAGCUAACCCAUAUCUUAAAAGGAUAAUAACAUGGGUUACAUACUCUGCAACUAAACACAGUUCUUGUAAUACACUUAGAUAACCAAUGAAUCAUUCUCUGAUGUCAGUGCAACUCUGAACCUUUGUAGAAGCAGUGAUGGCCACCCUCUUGAAUGGCUUUAGAAGAAGAUGAGAUAAAUGAGUGGCUCUUUACCAUGAAUCUGUAUCUCCUUGUCCUUCCCCUCUAUGGUUAGCAGACUUAUAGUACAAGUCCUACUGUGUUCAGUGAGGAUUACUAUUAGGUAACAUGCAGCAGCCAUUGGGGAAGAUUAUGUGAUAAGAGGAUGUUGGGAGGAGAGGAUCUUAAAGGGGUUAAUUUGAAGCAGGAGGUGGUUAACUGUCUCUUGCAUCCUCCCCACCUUGUCUACCUAAACAAAUAAAGGUAGUGUAAAGCUACUUUUUCUCUAGCUCAAUAGUUUGUCAAGCUAUUGCUAUAGGAAUGAUGCUAGUAAGCAGGUAGACUUAUGAGGGGAAAUUGCUGCCAUUGUCAGAAAAGAACAUAGCCUGUACAGGAACUAGGUUUCUAACUGGGGAAGGUGGGAGCUGAUGGGAGGGAGGGCUGGCUGCAGUCUGAGCCUAACUGAGCCUCCUACAAAUUCCUGCAUCUCAGGAGAUUGGACUCGAUGGCUCUGGAGGUCCUUUCCAACUCUACAAUUCUAUGAUUCUAACCCCUGCAGAGACAGUCCAAGUUCAUGGAGAGCAAGCUGAAAUGUGCCAAGGCCCGGAACGACUACUUGUUGAGUCUGCACGCUGCCAAUGCUGCCAUCAGCAACUAUUAUGUGCGCGAUGUUGCUGACCUACUAGACGUGAGUCUGUCCUCCACCCAAGCUGGUGCAAGAACCAUAACAUUUGGCAGUACAAAAAUCAGUGCCACACAUUUUGUUGGGCUGUUUCUGUGCUGUGACAAUUUUCACUCUUUUCGUCACUAAGGGGAUGUCCACAUAACAACUGCAUAUUGGUUUUAUACCAACUAUCAUGGUCAAAUCAUGGGAACUGUAGUUUGGUGAGAACGUUGAGAGUUCUGUUAGCGCUGCCCAGCUACUGUCAUGGAACUACAGUUCCCAGGAUUCCUGGAAGGGUGGAGGGAGAAAGGAGUAUGACUGUCAAGCUACUUCAAGAGGCGCCAGUGUCUUUGCCAUGCCUUCCCUUUGAAUACUUGGCGGGUGUGCUUGAAAAGGCCGUGUCUUUAGCAGGUGAUAUGCUACCUUAGCAAGUAAUUUUCAUUCAUUUGAAAACACCAAGUUUCUAGCUCUCAGUUUAUAAUUCUAGCCCAAGUUUCUAGUUCUACAGAGAGGAGGGACCUCUGAAAAUAUACGGGCAGUUUUUGCUGUCAGGUUAGAAAUAUAAACUGGGGGAGUAGCCUUGUAAAAGGGUACGACUUCUCUGUUCAUCUCAGCUUCCUCUACUGUUAUAGGAUUCCUAGCCUUCAGAACAGGAGAAAGAAAAAAGCUAGACCAAAAAGAUUCCAGAUCCUGUCCUGCAAAUCAGGCAUAAUGCAUAAUUUGCACUGUGUUAUCAAUGUCAUUGUGUGUUAUGUUACAUAUAUUAUCAGACUCUGUUUUCUGAUAGAGACGUUUUGGUUGUAAACAUCUGCAUAGCAUAGAGAAAUUCAACAGGGGCAGCUUUCCUUCAUCAUGGGGCUAUCAGGACAGGCAAAGCUGUAUGCCUGCUGUAUGUUGCUGUCCUUCCUGCAUUAGGCAGCUAUUUAAGGCACAGGAACAUCUUUCAGAAAUAGAGUUGACCAACCCAUUCGACAAUUCGCUUUAGGGAUGAGUGCAAAUGUGGUUUUAAGGGUGUCUCUUUUGUCUCAUGCUUCCCAGUGUUUUGACCUUGGCUUCCACCUUUCCCUGGGCAAAGUGCUGAGGACUUACCUAGCAGCUGAGUCCCGGGCCCAAGCGGCUUGGCAGCAGGGCCUGUGCACCAUUGAAGGAGCCAUUGAUGCCCUGGACCCACUGGGGGACAAGUCCAGGUUGAUGGAGGCCAACCCUGCAGCUUACUGUCCUCCCCUGUGCUUCGACUACCAGCCUCAUGAGGGCGACGAGGUAAGGGGCUGCUCAUUCCUGGCUCCCUAUAGAACAUACCCUUUUGUCUGGUACUUAUUCUCUCCUUGCCAUCUUCAGGUGUCUGAGGUCCGGGCUGAGGGUCCCCUGAGAAAUGAACUAGUUUCCCGCUUCCAGCAUCUCCAGUCCCGUCUCAAUGCCAUCACCCUGGAGACAGACGAGGUGAGUGUCAGCAGAGAACAAAGUCAAGCCCCCUCCCCUCUCCUCUGAUUUGCUUGAGCCCAGAAAUUUCCAAAUGGUAGCCAUGGGUUCUGGUGAGGACGAACUGGGAUUAAUAUUGUGCAAGACAUAGGCCUAGUGUCUUCAGACUGUAGGCUGGAGUUCAGCUGACUGACUGCUCCUCCACACAAAGACAAAACAUUAAAUCAUGGCUUCACAUUUUAAAGAAAACACAUUUAGGCUGAAUUCCUUGCUGGGGAGUAGCAGUCUCAGACAGAGUGGCAGAGCUGCCGCCACAACCCUGCUGCUCACUCAGGCUGCAGUAGUGAUCUGGAAACACUCUGCAUGUCUUCAGAAGCAUUAAGGACAAACCACAGGGCUGAGUACUGGCUCAAACUAAACGCAAAUGAGCACAUAACCAUAAGCAGUGGGCCUGCAACUUACACCCACUUUACACCUACUACCACAACCUUUUGCAAGUGGUGGAGAAAUAAAUGAAUUAAUGGGGGGGGGACUUGAUAUUCCUCUGUCUCCAUUUAUUUAUUUCCCUACCACCUGUGCACCCAGUGGGUUUUCCUUGUUUGCCAGGCUCUGGGAAGGUCAAGUCAAGUCAUUUUAUUACGGUCAAUGACCCGUAUCAAGAUAAAAACACCAAUUACAAAAUUUUAAAGCUCAGCUAGAUAAAACUAGAUGAAACAAUAUAAAAUCACAUAUACAUUUUUAAAAAGCAGUUCUGCAUGGUCAUUUACCUGUCAGAAAGGAAACUCUGGGCUCAUAUUUGGGAAGGCAUCGCAAGGGCUCUGGGGUUUCCUUUCUGUAAGGUAUGUUAAGUUUCCCUCUGCCUUACGGGGGGGGCAGUUUUGGGGGUUCCUGAUUUUGCAUGAUUUUGCCUUUGUGCGCGGACCCCCAGAACAGACCCUGGUGGGCCAAGUGUAUUUGAUUUUUUUUUAUGCAAUAGUGAAAGGUAUCCUUUUGUAUUACACAGCUUUUCCUGCCUUUCAUGUUGCUUUCUGGUGCUUUUCUAGUCCUGGGGCUGUUUCCUUUCUUUUUGGUGAGGUGAAGGAAGUGGCUUCAGGUCAACAGCUCGAAAUUUCACAGUUGGCCUUCCGUUUGGUUGAAUGGAUGAGAGCCAGGGAUGCUUCAUGAUUUCGCCCUCACCAGCCAUGCAACGCUUUGCUUCCCCCAAGCAUGCUCCUCUUGGAGUGAAUGGCAGUUUCUCAUGAGUGUGGGAGAAAGUGAGGAAUGUCUGUGCAGGCACCAGUGGAUUUCAAGGGGUGGGGAGUCUUCUCCCUUGGUGACUUCACUUUCUGUUUUGCUUCCCCUCUGCUCUUGAUUGCUCUGUGGCAGCAGAGAUCAGUGGGUGUCCCUGGUCAGAGGAAGAAGCGCUAGGGGGAGGUUGUUACCUAUCUAGGCAAAUACUGUGUACAAACAGCUGCAAACUACACUCAGAAUCACUGCUGUACAGGGUGCUUUGUGGGGCUUUGUGGAAUAUUUUGGAAAACCCAAGCCCUUUGGCUUUUAUUUUAGGAACACAGGAAGCUGCCUUAUAUCAAGUCAGACCUCAUCCACCUCCAGUACGGAGGCCGUGGCUCUCCAGGGUUUCAGGCAGGGUCUUGCACAGCCCAGCCUGGAGACUCCACUGGGGACUGAACCGGGGCCAUUCUGCAUGCAAGUCAGAUGCUCUGCCACUAAGCCUCCUCACCCCCAAUAUUUGAGAUGAAUCUUAUUCAGAUAUAGAGCAUACGAAUGAACCAUGUCCCACAUUCCAUAGUGGUCAGUGGGAUUUGCUGAGAACUAAGCCCGCUGCUUUCUGCCUUCCGUCUGCCACAGCCCUGCUCCUUUUUAGCAGGAAGCCAUGUACACAUUUAAUAAGCCUAGAGCUUAACCUGCACUGCACCACCCAAGACCCAGGGGAUGUGUGUGUACACCAAUAUGUCACUUAAGACCUUACUAGGUAGGCAUUAUGGGGGCAAAUGUUUGGUCCCAACUCCACAUUUGCUGUGAUAAAACAGGGCAGCGGGGAGGCACAUACAGUAGUUAGCUAGCUUAUAGUUUGCCAAAUUUAUGAAUAUAUUAUCACAACUAAAAGUCUCAGCAAUUUAAAACAAGAAAGGAGAAGAUUAGCAAAUGGGAGCCCUCCUAUCAGAGGUCAAAGAAAUACAUAGCUAUAUGACAUUUAGAAGACAUCUGAAGGCAGCCCUGUUUAGGGAAGUUUUUAAUGACUGAUGUUUUAAUGUAUUUUUAAUCUUUUGUUGGAAGCCGCCCAGAGUGGCUGGGGAAACCCAGCCAGAUGGGCGGGGUAGUAAUAAUAAAUUAUUAUUAUUAUUAUUAUUAUUAUUAUUAUUAUUAAUUAUUGGAGUAUAACCCUUCCUGAUCCCACUGAUUUGCCAGUGUCAGCUGCCCCCAUGACUUACUUGGGUUUUGGUUCCUUCUUGUUGCUUUUUUCCUUUAAGAAAAGAAUAGCUGGGGGUCAUUUGCAGGGAACAAUUAUUGGGCAGGGGAAAGAUAAUCAUUCACCUUCCAUCCGCCUUCCCAGCUCCUUCAUUAGUAUUAUAAGGGAAACAUUCAUUCCCUUUGUUAAGCGCCAGCAGUCCACUGUCAAUGGCUCUCAGUGUAGAGUUUUCUGCUUCCUUCCACAGGUAAACAAGACUCUGAAGGCCACCCUGCAAAGCCUGGUGGACCUGUUGGCAGUGGAGGAGCCAGAAGCACUGGAUGCCUUUCAGGGCUGUCAGUCGACGGAGUCGCUCAAGUCUACCGGCUCUGACGCUGGUGGGAAGCAGGCCUUGGCAAAGCGCCGGGCCAACCAGCAGGAGACGGAGAGCUUCUACAUCAUGGUACCCAGCCAAAGAUUCUUAGAACCAUGAACAUUCAAAGCCGUUUUGAUAGAUGGUAUCCAAAAGGUGAAUCCCCAUGGCCCAAAAUGUGGGCCUGGCUGCUCAUCAGCCUCUUGCAAUUCCCACCUAUGCAGUCCAGACCACAACGUUUUGUGAUGGAAAGUGGUGCAUAAGUGAAAAGAGCAAGAGAGCCAAGCACAGGACCCCUUGCAUUUGACAUGGGAGCAGAUACCUUUCCAGGCUGUGGUCAUGCAGUGGAUCCUGCUCUGGAGAUCUCUCCCCGCCCCCACUUUUGAUUAGGCCACCAGAACUUAUGCCCCUGUUGGCCAUGGCAAGCCUGUCCCCAGUGAGGUCCCUUUCUCUUCUGCUUGCCUCCGGAAGGCUUCUCUAGGUCUUCCCAGGGACAGAGCUGUAAUCCCAGCCCCUCUUUCUGUCUUAGAGCCUGAGGUCUCCCUGCUAUCUUCUCUGAUAACAGACUUCUUGGUGUCUCUUGUGCAGAAAUUCAAAGAAUAUCUCUCCGGACGAAGCAUUCAAACCAAACUACAAGCAAAGCAUGACCAGAUGAAGGAGGCGAUAGAGAAGGGUGAGAACAUGGAGAAUAGAUUGCCAGUCUGGGCACUGUAGCCUUGGGCUAGAUGAGGCAUGGGAAUUCGGGAUGGCUUGGAGUACAAAAAUUACCUGUAGUUUUAUACCUGUUUAAUUGCCAGCCUUUCUUGCAAAUGAACCCAAGAGUUUGUGAAGUACUGAGGAUCUGAGCUAAGAAUCCUCCAGGCUCCCCGCAAAACUGUUGUCUCCAGGGUUUCUUAUAGGAAAAGUGAUUGCCGGUAUUCCAGCGUCAGGGUGAAGACAGAUGUCCCUUUUUAGAGUAGCUUUGUUCCCUCACCUCCACUCAUUUCAAAGACACACACAGCACGUGCAUCAAAUUCUAACUGUCUGACCAUCAUACUUUAGGAAGGCUGCCUGUUUCUCUUACCCUUCUCAAACUCCUAGCAGCUGGCACAUUUAAAUUCAGCAUUUUAAACUUAUUUAGGAUUUUACAUUGUUUUAGAACACUAUAAAAACUAUUCCAAGAGGUGAAGGAUUUGGCUUUUAUAGUUGAAAUGUACCCAGUCUUGCUUAAAAAAGCAGGAGAGGAAGAAGCCUCGUUUCAUUGGCUAGCUCUUGUGUCAAUCUGCAAUUCCACUUUCUGAGAAUGAGCAGGCUGUAAAUGGCAAAUGGAAGUGCUUCCAUCACAUGCUUGCUGAUGAAGCUGUGUACAUUUGUCUUCAUCAUAAAUUUGAGGUGUAGAUAUGGCCACAGAGAUCCAGGACUCCAGAUGCUAACUUCCCUGUCUUCUAUUUCCUUGCUCUCCCAGGUGCUGCUGUGGACCGAGAACUGGCCAGGUAAAAGGAAACCGAAGGGGUCAUGAAAAUGGUGGAUACUCACAUGGCAGUGUUGGGGGUGGAGAGAUGGGCACUCUGCGUGUUGCCCCUUCCCCUGUGCCCAGUGGGGCAGUGAAGGCUUCCACUGUGUAUUCUGUGGUUGAGGAACCAAGCAGAACUAUGGGAAGGAGUCCAGUUCCAGCUCUGGGGGAGUCUCUGACAUCUUCCUUCCUCCCCACCCUACACAAACCUUGGUUCUAGGCCACAGUCCCAGCGCGUCCGGCGUUCCCGCCCGCCCUCGUGCUGCCACCACAAGCUCUUCGGGGGUGACCUGCAGGCCUUUUUGGAGGUACUGGCUGCUGCCCUGAGCUAUGCCCUCCUGCCCAGCUCCUUCUAGCCCCGCUUUCUUGCCCUCUGCCUAGUACAAGAACUCUCUGCCUCCCUGGCCCUGCUUUUGCCUCUGGCUCUUCCCAGUCGCACCCGCUGCUCCCGCUGCUUGUAAUGUGCUUGCUGACUCUGUCUCUCCUGUCCGUGCUGCCCCAAGGAGGAGGAGGCUGCAGACACGGAAGCAGGUACAUGACUGGGGUGGGCAGGCAGGGGUGGGCAGGCAGAGCAGAUGGGACCAGCAAUGCGACAGGCACGGAGAGGAUGCUUCGCUAGUUUUUGUGAAGAGAGCUUGCACAUAUUUGUUGUGUGUAACUUGUGCACAAGUGUUUGUGGGAACAUGAAGUGCUGCCUUUGCAUGUGUGCAUGCUUUGCACACCGAGGUGUGUGAAGAUGCAUCCCUGCGGGUGCAUGUGUGUGACACUCCUCCCUGCUUGUGUGUUUUGGACAUGCUGCUUCCAAUCUCCUUUUGUUGUUCUUCUUUGUUUGCUUGUAACAGGGAGCUCUCGGCCUGCGCUUGUGAUGAAUAGCGACUGCAUGUUGCAACCACAUGUUACCCUGAGUGGAUGGCCCCUUCCAAUCCACUGACUGAAAUGGAAGGAGGAGAGUGUGCUUCAGAUUGCGGCGGUGGGGAGAGCUUUUGUCGGGUGGGAAAGGCUGGCCAAGACGGUCAGGGACAUUUUCCCAAGCCCUCAGAAUGGCUUGGGGAAAUUACCUAAGCUCCACCUCUGAUUUCUGGUAGCUAAAGCCAAGUCCUUCCCACGGAGGUGAGCUUGAGAGAGCAUGUACACUGUGCAACAUGUGUGACAUCACUUCAGGGAUAGAAGUGCACAGCAUGAGGGCAUCUCUUCACACAGACAUUUCCAGGAAGAGGGGAGCAAGACACACAGCGGGGUCAGCUCUGUGGCUCUUUGAACCUGUAGCCCCACCCAUGCACACCUGCAAACAAUAUUUAAUAAUAAUAAUAAUAAUAAUAAUAAUAAUAAUAAUAAUAUAUUAUUUAUACCCCAGCCACUCUGGGUGGCUUCCAACUGAAUAUUAAAAACAAUACAGCAUCAGACAUUAAAAACUUCCCUAAACAGGGCUGCCUUCAGUUGUCUUUUAAAAGUAAAAUAGUUGUUUAUUGCCUUGACUUCUGGUGGAAGGGCAUUCCACAGGGAGGGCACCACAACAGGGAAGGCCCUCUGCCUGGUUCCUUGUAACCUCACUUCUUGCAGGGAGGGAACCGCCAGAAGGCCCUCGGAGCUGGACCUCAGUGUCCGGGCUGGAUGAUGGGGGUGGAGAUGCUCCUUCAGGUAUACAGGACUGAAUCUCACAUGCAAAGAGCAGACAAUAGUGUGUCAGCCCCAUGACCUAUUCUUGUGAAAAAAUAAAAAAGGGCACCAACUUCCUAUCCCUCAUGGUGGUCCAGUAUCUUGUUUGGAAACCCCUAAGUGGCCUGACAGGACUGAGGGAAGUUAAUGUUUGACAUCCUGUCCUGCCAUGGUUCAUGCCCUGGUGCUCUCCAGAUCACCCCUGCUUUUGAGGGAGAAUUGCAUUCACUCUGGCACCAUCUAGUGGGAUUUCUAGGCCAUAACACUGUUCUUUGCUUUGUCAGUGCCAAUAAGCUUGAGUGUGACAUGACUGUAAAGACUCUUCCUCAUUAUUCAGAGGUCUCUCCCAUUUGCAGUGCAGGGGAAUGACAUGUAAAUGAGAGAUUCCACUUAUGCCUGCUUAGCAUUUAUUUUUUGCACAUCUGUAAGAGUCGCUUCUUCAUUGUUGUAGGGUGCAUAAUAACAAUAACAAUAGGAGUGGGUAUGUAUUUAUAACCCGGAGCUAUAUAAUAAUAUUCUGGACAGGGUGGAGCCAUUUUCCUAGGUGGGACAUCGUCAGAGCUGUGUAUAUACUGCUCUGAAAAAAAUAAUAAUUCUGCUAUAAGUAGAACCGAUUUAUUUGGCCUGCGGAAGUCAUGAAGGCGAAGGGAAAUUGUGCACAAUUCAUUCUGGUCUUGCUAACCUUGGGGAGGUGAGGAGCUGCAUAAGGCACUGAAGACCAGCCCCAGCCACUAGGAAUCUGAUGGACUGAUUUGCAUUUAAAUCCCACCCUUUCGUCAGGAAACUUAGGGUAGUGCACAUGGUGGCUCUCCUCUCUUUCCUCCGCUUUCCAUUUUGCCUUCACAGCAACACUGUAAGGCAGCUUAGGUUGAGAGACAGCAACUGGCCCAUGGCAGGGCAGGGGGAGGGAUCUGAACCCAGGUCUUCCCAUCAGCUGGUACUAGCUGGUAGUCGCUAGCUGGUAUAGCACUAGCUGGUAGUCGCUCUCUCUCUCUCUCUAUAUAUAUACAUAAGACAGAGAGAGAGAACCCUUGCUUUUUAUAGAGCUGAAGGUGAGAGAUCACCUGCUUGUGCCUUUGCAUGUCUGGGAAACAGGUUUAGGGCUUGAACACUAUGGAAAUUAUUAUUAUUAUUAUUAUUAUUAUUAUUAUUAAUAAUAAUAAUAAUAACAAUAAUAACAAUAAUACAAUGGUAAUAAUCAUAUAUAUAGCAUUUCCAUUAUUGCAUUUCUUAUCUCUUAUCCUAGUAAUCCUAACAGCAGCCCAGUAAAGUAGGUCAGCAUUACUCUUCCCAUACUGAGGAUGGGGGGCUGAGACUGGAGAGCGGUUGGCCUAAGGCCAAGUAAUGAUUCCAAGGCUAAGAUAAACUCUGAACUGGCAAUGUCCCUUCCACACUAUACUGACCAAGGGAGAAAAUAAAUGUAAUUACUGUAUUAAUACGGUAAAUAAGUAUAUUCACAAUCAAGAGUGCUGGGAACUUUUUUUUAAAAAAUGAAAGCUGGGAUUAUCAGGAAGCUGAAUUCUGCCCCCAAAAUUACGCUCUAUGCUUUUGAUGGGCUCCUGUGGAAAGGGAGCACCCACACAGUCCUGGUUCUGUGAUGAAGCUGCUCUGUGACAUUUUCCUUUCCUUUCCGUAACUCCAGAGCUCAGGCCAGGCUGUUCCCCUUGUCGUGGAGAGCUGCAUCCGCUUCAUCAAUCUCCAUGGUAAGCUGAGCCCCUCUCCCCUCCCAGCAAAUGCUUCCCUUUGGGGAUGUGGACCAGACUCCCAGGUUUCAAAAGGAUCUCCAGCUUGUGCAUAGCAGUGAGUGGAUCCCAGCAGUAAGGGGAAAUUUCCUUGCUGAAAAAUGUGACUGGGUUCUCUCCCCCGACCUGUCUUCUUCUCCCCAGGGCUCCAGCAUGAAGGUAUUUUUCGAGUGCCAGGGUCCCAAGCACAGGUAUCGGAGAUCCGGAAUGCCUUUGAGAAAGGUGAGUGAGGCUUCUUCUUCAUCAUUAUCAUCAUCAUCAUCAUCUCAUUUGUAUACUGCCCUUCACCUGAAGAUUCCAGGGUGGUUCACAACAAAAACAAAAGACAAAAUGAGCAUGCAAAAUGCGUAAUAAAAAAAAGACAAAGACAAACCAAUAACCCCACGUCCCCAAGGACAUUUAAAAAGCUGUAGAAUGCUAAUCAGCCAAACACCUGGCGGAAGAGGAAUGUUUUGGCCUGGUGCCUAAAGGUAUGUAAGGAAGGCGCCAGGCGAGCCUCCCUGGGGAGAGCCUUCUGCAAGUGGGGAGCCACCCUGAAAGGUGAUGAGGUGUGCAGCGGAGAGAGAGGAGCAGAGGGCAAAUUUGAUGAGCCUUAGAGUUUGCCAGAAGGAGGGGAAAGGGCAGUGGUGGGGGUCACAGUUUCCCACGGGGCACAAAAUAAUGAGCAGAGGAUGUACAGCAGCCUGGAGUCAGGGGAGAAAGGACUUGGAAGGAUGUUGCGCCAAGGGAGGAGGGCGUAGCUGAUGUGCAGGUGAAGAGCGGAGUCAGUGUGCUGGCUCUGGAAGGAGCUUGGGCAUUUAACGUGAGCCAUGAAGCCUGUUUCAAAGAGGCGUUUUCUUCAUUGCCUAGUUCUCAAUUUAUUUUGUUUACAGUAUUUAUAUGAUGCCCAAUAGCUAAGGUUCUCUGGGUGGCUAACAGUAAAAGUUUACUCCAUAGCUUUCCUGCAGAUAAAUGGGAUUAUUAGUGGGAGGUGAUUCUAGGCUAAAGGGAAUGCAAGAUGUUACCUCAUAGCAAGUCCGACUGUUGGCCCAUCUAGCCCCCUAUUGUCAACACUGACUGGCAGGGGCUCUCCAGGGAUUCAAACAGCCUGGGGUCUUUCCCAACCCUGCAUGAAAAUUCCAGCAGUUGAGCUUGCAUGUAUGUGCCUAUGAAGCCUGGUUCUACCCACUGAUCCAUCGCCCUUCCCCUAGGACGACUUCCUCUGCAGGCGCUUCCUCUGAAAGACACCCACCUUUCUCUCCAAAUCAGUCACUCUGCUUUGACACAAUUAUGUAUUUAUUGCUUCUAUAGCAUUCUCUUUUUAAAUAUCAUACCCCAAAGGAAUACAAUUUCCAUGCACAAUUCUUUCCUCCUUUAUGCUCACAACAGCCCUUUGAGGUAGGUUAGUGGAAGAGGCUAGUUUGUCCAAGUUCAUCCAGGAAGUUUCAUGACUGAGGAGGAAGGAUUGUAAAGACACUCUCCCGCGUCCAAAUGCUUUUGCUCCUGCAACACAGCGGUUCAAAGAUGACCAGUAAACAGAUUUAUAUCCCGCUCUUCAAGUGAAAAAAAUUGUACCCACAAAAUUAUGUCACGACAUAAUAAAAUAUAAAUUAGAGUCAUUUAAAACUUCAGAAUAUUACUUUAAAAAGUGCAAAUGUAGCAAUAAUUCAGAACAGCCUAAACAUACAAAACUAGAACAUAGCAAUGUUUCUGGAACUCACUGUACCAUCAAUCACUGAAGGCCAAAGUAAAAAGAUGGGAGAAAGAUCUUUGGGCUAAUGAGAGACCAUGUGAUAAGGUUAAGAAAGGGAUUGCUGUAAUGACUGCUCCCUCUUCACCAGGCGAGGACCCACUGGGAGAUGGCUACAUGCACCAUGACUUGGAUUCAGUAGCUGGAGUGCUGAAACUGUAUUUUCGGGGAUUGGAGAAGCCACUCUUUCCUAGUGACAUUGUCCCUGAGCUGCUGGCAACAGCCCGUAAGUUUGUGCGCAGAUGUGCAGACCCCUGUUUCAUUAUUCUUGUUUGUUUGUUGAUAUAUAGUGCCUGUAGUAACUAGGAUUGACAUUAUGGCACACACGUACUUGAUCCUAGUACAGCUUAUAGUCCCCAAUGUUGACAGUGCGGUACAGAAGUGACAAACGGAAGUGAGGGGAAAGAGGAGCAGCUUUUGAGCUGCUGAGACUCUCAGCUGGGCAGAAUGGAAAAGCCUCUAGGUCUCAGCUGCUGGAACAAUGGCAUGACUUAAUCAUGGAAACAUUUCAGAUACUUCUGAAGGUUAAAGCACAAAUAAUACACCAAGAAGCAAGAGGAGGAAGACCAAGAACUGGAGACUUCAGCUGUGUGUUUGUUUGCUCAGCAAGCUUACAAAUCCUGACUCAAGUGCGGGACCUCAUGGCCUCUUUCUUUGUGUGUGUGUUUAUGUGAAUCCAAGUCCAAUACAUGCUGCCCCCUCUGAUGGUCUCUUCUCAGAACUCGAAUCUUCGGCCGAGCGUAUCUCCCACCUCCGGGCUCUCCUUUCCCAGCUCCCACCUGCUGUGUUGGUGGUCCUGCGGUACCUCUUUGCUUUCCUCAACCAGUGAGUAUGCAGGUGCUGGGUGGCCAGAUGGAGACGGUGAGAGAGAGCGCUCCCUGGGGCUAGGAGGCCCCUCCCCUGUAACACACACCUUCUUCCCCCCUCAGCUUGUCUCACUAUAGCGAUGAGAACAUGAUGGAUCCCCACAACCUAGCUGUGUGCUUUGGCCCUACCUUGGUGACCGUCCCUGCAGGCCAGGAUGCUGUGUCGGUGCAGCCCCACAUCAACGAGGUGGUUAAGUGCCUGAUUGUGCAUCACGAGGCCAUCUUCCCUGGGACCAGCCAACUGCCCGGACCCCAGUAUGAGAAGGUCAUGGCCCUGGCUGAGGAGGAGUACUGGUAUGAAGGGGCGAUGGGGAGAGGGUGGGUGCUGUGAGCAAAGGAGCAGUGAGGGGUUGUGUGUGUGUGUGUGUGUGUGUGUGUGUGUGUGUGAAAUUUGCAUGUGGUUCAGCGCAGCUGGUAAUGCUCAUUCCUCCGUCCCACUGGAAAGACCCCUGCAAGGAAAUGGUAACUGUCACACUCUCUUAUUUCCCUCCUUCUUGCUGACAGUGAUGUGUUGCCACUGGAGGCCACAGCAGAGGAGCCUGAGACGGAGGGGACCCCCGAAACACCAGCUAGCGAAGAUGGUGAGUGGUGGGGAGUUAUGUGCAGCUGGGGUUACCAUAUGCCCCAGAUUGCAGCCUAUGUGGUAGGACCAAAUCUGCCCAUCAUCCCAGUUACUGAAGGCAGCGCUACUGGACUUGGCCUGGGUCACAAAUGCACCCACAGAGAGUACUGAUACAUAUAGUGACCAGCCCAUCUCCAGGUUGUCACAGUAAUAUUAAGUGAGCACCCCUACAGUAUACAUUAUUCCAACCCAUAAAAUAACAAUGGACAUUUCAGAAGCCACUUGAAAUAAUAUUUGACCUCCUGUUUAAUAAUGUGUUAUGGAUGCCUCCUCUUUUUUUUAUGGACACGCAAGUACCCAAACUGGCUAGAUCUGCUUUGUCACCAAGAAUUCUCUGGGGUCACAGUCUAGCUCAGGCUUUGCCUUGGCAUCUCUCGCAAGCAAUUGACAACUACCCUGAGGUGGGAAAGAUCCUUGGGAAGAGCCCUCAGUCCUCCGUUUAAGCCACCAUGUUUCCUUUUGGGAUCUGCAGAAACAUCUUUCCCAGACCCAAAUUGAGAAUAUGUCCAGCUUCUGGUCUUGUGCCUUCUUGCCCUCCCAGAGUGUGACUCCCAGUCCGAGACGGUGCCUCGCUCUGUUUCUGCGGUUCAGCAUGAGGAGCGCUUUACGCCACAGCGAGUGGGCCCAGUUGGCUGGCGGCGAGGUGAGCGUGGCAACAACCGGGGACUAGUGCCUCCCAUUGUCCUGCCUGACAGGUGAGUGGCACACCUUGAAGGGAAGACCUGGGGAAGAGAGUGGCAAUUGGCCCGUGUGAAGAGAGUUACUUACUCCUAAACUGUAAAGCUAGGUUUAAUGAAAUAAGCUGGAGAAGUGGAAGCAUCAAGGUAGCCGGGGGUGAAGUCUUCCCGAAGUCCUCUCUGCUAAUCAGCCAAAGCACAUUCAAAGCACUGGAUGAGUGCACUCCCUGGGAUGGGUGCUAGUGGGUCCCUAACUCUUCAUCUCCCACUGCAGCCUCAGUUCAUAUCACUAUAUAGAUAUGGUAGCUCAGUGACAGAACUUUGCAUGCAGAAAGAACCUGGUUUGAUCCCUGGCCUCUCCAGGUCCCACCCAGAAGAGAACCCUGUCUGUAAUCUAGACAGCGGCGGUCAGUCCAUGUAGACAAUACUGACUGAGGUGGACCAUUGGUCUGAUUCAUUAAAAGGAAGCUCCCCUGUGUUCCUAUGCUGUUGACACUGGGAACGCAAGGGAGGAGCUCCUUCUCAAAAGCCAGUAGAAGGCACACGGGGCCUGGUCGAGAUGAGGGAUGUGGCUGGGGGCAAAGAACUAAAGCUACAUCCCUGCCCCCCCCCCGCCUAAUAUGCCUGCAUUCUGGAUUCCUCUCCCCUUUGACUGCAAUUUACUUUAUAAAAAGCCACUUGCUAAUUGCAUGAAUGGCGUCCUGCCUGAAUGUUGGGGUGUCUCCACUCUUGGGCUGUUGUUUAUGCCCCACAGCAACUGCAGUUCACUUGUCUUAUUUGGAAGAAGCGUUCAUUCCCUCCCUCUUGGGGGCGGGUUUGCCAAAAGAAGUUUAUGGAAACCUCUGGCACCAUCAACUGUCCUAUUACCACAGCCUUCGUCUUUAUCGUUUCUCUGGGGCUGUCCUACUAUAUACAGCACCUCAUUGUUCCAGGCAGCUGGUUGUGACACCUUGUAAAUGCUUUCCUGUUUUGGAAGGGAAACCCUUUCCUUUGCUGAGGUGGCUCUUUUUACUGCUUUUGACAAAGAACGGCUGAAGCCACUCAAGCAGGCUGCCAGUCACUAGCUAAUAUGCUGGGCCACAGCAUGCAGGUUCCUGUGGGUCACUUGUGGGAUGAGAAGUGGCGCAAAACGUAUGAGUCAUCUCAGCGGGACUACGCAGGGCCUCCCCUGCAGCCCUGAAGCCAUGCCUGGACUCAACUGCAGAACAGAAAGGAGCUGUUUACAAGACAGGCCACGUUUACCACUGACCAAUAACCGCAGCCUGUGGGGAAGGAAAAGGGUCUGUGGCUUCCCUCAGUCCAAUUAAGGUUGAUAUGGAUUUCCUGGGCCAAAUUACUUUGUGGGUGAGUUGGAGCUGGGCUGCAUUCUCCUCUCUGUAUUAUCGGAGUUCUGCAUUUUGCCCAGAACCCACAAGUGCAUUUGUGAGUUAAAAUGUGCCUGCCUCUUUAAGGAACCUUUUGACCUUGUUCCAAGAAGCAGCUUUUUACACAGCUGAAGAGCUGUGAUGUUCUGUGAUGGUGCUGUGCCAGGCCUGGUCUAGGCAUGCAGGAGCCUGAGGUCAUAGAGUCCUUAGGUGGCAGAUUGGGCUGCAUUGGUUCAGCUGGGGGUGGGAAAUGACAUGAAGAAGAAGAAGAAGAAGAAGAAGAAGAAGAAGAAGAAGAAGAAGAAGAAGAAGAAGAAUGCCAGUCUAACAGCAAAUUAUACAUUUUAGAUAGAUUUUUAAUAUUAGUAUCUAACAACUCCAUUUCCAAUUUGGUUUUUUCCGUUGCAAAACCAUUUUUCUUAUCAAGCUUAUACAACUCAUUGAUCUGAUAAUAUUGUAACCAUCCAUCCAGUUUAUCUUUAAUUUGGUCAAAUGGUCUUAAUUUAAAUCCUUCAUUGUGCAUGGAGUUCUUUUAUGUGAGAGAAUGUUUUUUAAAAGGCAAGUUCCUCCAUUUGCAGCCUGAAGUAGCACAAUCCAAUCUACCACAUUGGGACUCUAGGGCCCUUAUUUUGCUGCCUCUGUCUAUUUAAAAAGUAUACUGCCCUUAAAUCAUAAAUUUCCUGGGUAGAUCAACUAACAGAAACACUGAAAAACAGUGCUUGAAAUGUUCGUGGCCCAGGGAGCAAGGAGGAGUAAUACAUUGGAGGGUAAAAGCCUGGUAAAAGCAUAGAGGGGUUUGAUAUAGAAAUAUAUUAGUGUAGGCACCAGGCGGGCCUCCCUGGGGUGAGAAUUCCACCAGUGAGAUGCUGCUACGAAAAAGAUGCUCUCCUCAGGGGCCCUUGGUGGGUUUACCUGAUACAUAACCUCUGAGGCUGCUUGAUGUGAGAGAAGGCAAUCCCUCAAGUUUCCAGGUCCCAAGCCAUGUGGGGCUUUGAAGGUAAGCACCAGCACUCAGCUGCAUGUGUAGACCAAGAUUCAGGAGGAAAGUCCAUGGAUAUUUAGAACUAAUGGGCAACAGAGGGUCAUAAAGGUACUGGAAACAGGUGCCCCAUGAUGCUCCUAUAUAGUGACUUUUUAUUUCCAAGAGGACUAGAGACUUAGGGUGCAUACACAACAUACAUGGAAAGUGCACAAUUUCCUCCAAAUAAUCGUGGGAACUGUAGUUUGUUAAGGCUAUUGGGAAUUGUGGCUGUUGGCAGGGUAAACUACAGUUCCCAUGAUUCUUUGCAAGAAGCAAUGGGCUUUAAAUAUAUGAUGUGUAUGCCGUGGCAGAAGCUUGUUUGUUUUAAGAAAAAUAAAAGGGAAAAGAGUCAGGGUCCUUACAGCAGUGGGAGUGCUGGGUAGAUGCCCCUCUGUGCUGAAUAGUUACUUCAGGACUCCCUGUUCCUCAUGGGUGGGCUAAGCGAAGUUAGUGUUUGCAGCUCCCCACUGUGGCUGUGCUCUGAGGACCUCUAGAAAGGUGACUGUGGGGAAGCACCUUAGGCUAGCUCGGGAGGAAAAUUCCUCCCACCGGCUUUUUUUAACAAGUUUCUAUUUCCCCCUGUCGCUUACCCUGGCAGCGAGAAACAAUCUAGCCCCCGGAGUUCCAGGUUAGAGAUUGACACGGGACCCUCUGUGGAUGAGCCGCUCCCUGAACCCGCCAGCAGGUAGGAGAAGGUGUGGCAGACAGACCUCUUCCCAGGAAGUGGCAGCAUCUCAGCGCUGGCUGCGUGGUGGAGGAUGACGGCACCUGUAGGAACGGUUGCAUUCCACCCCAGAGAUGGCUGUGCCUGGGCACCUUGGGGCUGGAUCCGUCUUAUAAGCAGAUGCUCUUUCUCUCUCUUUCCCAGGCUGCGGAUGAAUUCGGAUGCGGGUGGUGGGGGUCGCCAGCGUGGUGGCGGGAGCAGCCCCAUCCGCAAGCUGGCAUCGCCCUUCAUGGAUGGGGGCCGCCUGUCCUUCCCCCUCCUGCAGCCUGCCCACUCCAGGACCUUUCACCCAACUGAAAGGUGAGAGCAAUGAAGAAGAAAGCAUGGGUAGGUGGGUGAAAUUCCUCGUGGUUGCAAAUGUAUGUUAGAUGGAUAGCAAUCUCUCCAUGUAUGAUCUAGUUGAGAUUCCUGCAUUGCAGGGGGCUGGACCUUCCAACUCUACAAUUCUAUGACUCUUGUAUUAUCAGGUGUCAGGGACUGGCAGGGUGUGUAGCAGAGGCAGGGGAAGGGCUCAGCCAUUUGUGGGGUUUUGUGCCUCCCACGAGGCAGGAGUCGGGGCUGGAGGAAGGGAAGAGGCUGAGCGGUUGGAGACAGGAGAGGAGGUGCAGAACACGCCAGGAGCAGAGGAAGAGACAUGUCCUUAGAGAGGUGGCUGGUAGAAUCCCCAAUCCCCUCAGUUCUCUUCCCUGCUGUCUCCAAGGACCAGGAGGGGUUUGAAGAGGCAGGCACAGUGGCAACAUCCAUGUAGGAGAAGCUGCAGGCUGUUUGCACACAUCCCAUCAGGCAAAAGUACCUAAGUUUGGGUGGAGAUGUGGUCGCCAUUCUGCUCAACAGCUUGGAGCACUAGCCUGGGGAGGGGAUGCCAGCUGCUUAGCCACCAGAAGCGUACGUGAGUGUUCGGUGCACCUUAGGAGCUACCACAAGUUCAUGCUUUGUAAUAAAGAAUUAAACUGCUGUCUGUCUGUCCUCCUUCAGCUGGGUGUGCUCAGGGCAUCAGAGCUCUAGUAAGGUCCAUGGGAAGCCCUUGCCCAGGGCAGAAGAGAAGGAGGUGGGUUGCUUCUCAUUAGAAUCAUAGAAUUGUAGAGCUGGAUGGGACCCGAGGCUCAUCUAGUCUAGCUUCCUGCAAUGCCAGAAUUGCCACUAAAGAAUCCCUGAUAGACGGCCAUCCGAACUCUCUUUUGAACCUCUCUUCAAACUGCAUUGAUGAUACCAGAUGGCCUGGGAUCUGGCCAGACAGUAAGAGCUGUUCGACAGUGGAAUUUGCUGCCAAGGAGUGUGGUGGAGUCUCCUUCUUUGGAGGUCUUUAAGCAGAGGCUUGACAACCAUAUGUCAGGAGUGCUCUGAUGGUGUUUCCUGCUUGGCAGGGGGUUGGACUCGAUGGCCCUUGUGGUCUCUUCCAACUCUAUGAUUCUAUGAUUCUAAGUGACUCCACCACUCCGGCAAUGUAAUAGUCGGGUCUUUGGUUAGAUCUACAACCUAUGCAGCAGAUGAGGUGGCAGAGUCUUGGAGUGGUAAAGUGACCGUAGACAUGAGAUUCUCAUUUUAGAAUCAAACAUAGGAAGAAGGCUUAUAACAAGGAACACCACUGGUCCCGCUAGUUCAGUACUGGCUACAUUGACCUGCAGAAGCAUUGCAGGAUCCCUGGCGAUGCUGAGGAUGGCCCCGGGGAUUGCAUGCAAAGCAGUUGCUCUGCCAAUGAGCUGUGUCGCUGUCCCAUGGAUGCUUCCUUACGUUAAAACACAACAAAGCUCACUGCAAGUCGAAAUCAUAUAUAUAUAUGGUUUUCCUCUGUAGGCAGAUUGAAAUGGAACAGUCCAUUCUGCCAUCUCAUUCUGCCACUGCUUGAGUGGAUCCAGCCAUAGGGAUCCAUUAGUAGGGAAAGAAGAAUCAGAUGAGCAGCAGAGGUGCAGGUAAGAUGAUGCUGGAAAGAUCAGGGAGAGUUUGGCGAAGUGAGUUUUAUGCUGAAGAGUAACAUCUUGCUGAAAACAUAAGGAAUGCUGUUACUGACAUCAUAAGCUUGUCAGAGCAGUGUCAGGAAAAAACCAAAGGAGGCAGGCAGUACUUGAGUUUGUAUGGAACAGUGAUCCAGAAUAGAAGUAAAGGCAUCUUACCUCUGUUAAUCUGUUCCUGUGUUGCACAAAGAUAAGGAAUAUCCCUCCAUAGAUUUAUAGUGUAGCCUCUCUCUCUCUCUCUCUCUCUCUCUCUCUCUCUCUCUCUCUCUCGUCAUUGUGGUUAGAGAAGUAAUUUGCAAAAUGCAAAGGCACCUUAAGUCUCUAGCAUACUCUUCCCCCAAGGAAGUGUGCCCUGUGACCCUGCCCAUAACUUCCCAUCACUCUGGGAAACGGAAGCGCACAACAACAUAGCUGAGAGGCAAGCAGAGAAGUGCAGAGAUUUAACUAUGUGGACUAGAAUCCUGAUGAUGCAGUUAGCGACAAUAGGAGGUCUUAAAUUUAAUACUCUCUUCUGUGCUGUUUGCUUUGCCCCAGGCCAGAAGUUAGCCCACGGCCCUGGGGAGUCAACAGCUCAGAGAGGCAGGGGCCGAUGGAGAAACGGGUGGAAGUAGAUAAGGUAAAGUGCCAAUCAUUUUCUCUCUUUCUCCCCAUAGAACAUUUCUUCUGCCUCUGCAGUUCCUCCCCCCCCCCACCUGCCCUGCUCCCUCACCAGUCUUUUUCUCUAUUUCUCAAUUUUUAGGAGGUUGCCAGAAAUAUGGAUUCUGUGUUCAAGGAACUUCUUGGAAAAACUUCUGGCUUGAAGCACAUGGGGGCUGACGAUGCCCUCCCCCACCCUGAGCAGCCAGAGCCCCCAAAGGGCACCCCCGCUGGCAAGAAGGGAGCCAUCCCUGCCAAAACGGUCUCUUCGAACAGGGUGCUCCUGCGGGGCAGAGGGGUCUUCAAAUCCUCUGGGAACGGAGAGUGAGCCAGACUUGGGGUGGGGGGAAGUGUCCCCAACAUGUCUUGCCCAAUACUGUGAUAAUCUUCCCCUCCCCCUUCAUCUUCUGAAUACCAACUCAGGGCAGAUGUGUGAGUCUCUCUCUCUCUCUCUCUCUCUCUCUCUCUCUCUCUCUCUCCUGUUACAAAACCAUUUGGGAGGGUGGCGAUCUGAUUUUUAUGGGAGUUUAAUUUCAAGCCAAAUGCGUUAAGCGGAAUUUGCUAUCCAGUGUCCUUGUGCACCCUGGAGGCGAGUCUGGAAGUUUUAAUGUUGUGGAUUCGGGGUGUGUGUGUCGGGGGUGGGGGUGGGGAGCUGCUUUAAACAUAUGGCAACUUUUAGGAUUGUCUGCCCCCACCCGUUCUGCCUCUCCUCUGCUACCCAUGGUUUGCACUUGGAUUUGCAUGUGAAAGUGGUGAGGUGGGGGACCAGGAUUCCUUUGGAGCUAUUCUUGGCUAAGGGCGGGUGGGGGGGGGGGGGCUAAUAGUGACUAGUGUGGGUUACAAUGCAAGGUGUUGAAAAGGAGGAGUCUCUCUCUUGUAUGUGUGUUCUGUUCCUGACAUGAUUCACACAAGCCCUCGCCAGCUGUGUUCUCUUCUUCCCUCUCUUCCCUCCCGCUUUCCAACCCCGCCAUGUAUCCCUUGGUGCUUCUCACAUUUGUCUGGAUUUGUAAAACUCUCCCCCCCCCCACGCUGUCCCCGGUGCAACCUCAUCCCUGUGCGCAUCACCCUUUUACAUUGGGGCAAUAAGUAAGGGGACAUAGUUGGGGGAGGGCAUCCAUGUGCCAAUAUUUCCCUUGCAUUCAAGGAAGGUCUACUCUGUUCCUCUCUCUCAUUUUUUUAAAUAAAAAGUCUGAGCUGCUCAGUAUUAAUCAGGGCUGUGUGUAACUCUAUGCUUUAAAAUUCUGUGCCAAGAAAAGCUGAAUUCUUCAACCUGUAUAAAUUAUGCAAAUCAAGCAAACUUGCGUGGAGUCUCUUUCAUAAUUUAUUCUGCUUGGGCUAGUCAAAAAGAGGGGGAAGCAUCUGUACAGUGCUCUGAGAUUCCCCCCCAUGGAAAUCUUACUAAGCCACUCCUGUGGCUUCUAAAAUAUCAACAGGCUUUGGACCAUACACUUUCAAGCAUAUCUUUGCAGCCAUUAAGGCUAGAAACUUGCUUUAAUUUUUUUUUAUUAAAAAAAUACAGCUGAGAUUCUCAGGAAGUGGAAUUUGGUGGCCAAUACCACAUCCUGUGCCUUUUUGGUUCUCUCACAGAAUCACAGCAUACACACAGCCCUGGUAUUGAUUCUCUUCUCCAUUACCAGAAACAAUUCUGUACUGUGAUCUCCCCCUGCUGUCUCUUGCAAUAAACUGGAUUUGUAAACUCUCCGCAGAAGCACCCUCCAGCCGGAAUUUUUUAUGGAAUAAACACGGCACUGAAGGAUCUCUUGGGCUUUAUUUUCAUACAAUGCAGAUUUGUUUUUGUUUCUUUUAACAAAAGGAAAAUAGUCACCUUUCUUUUCAAAGCAGGAAUUGACACUAGUGGCUGAACUUGGAUUUUUGUAACUGUGCAGU